AAAGAAUCAACAGAACACACCACGCCCAGGCAAAAACAGAAAACAAGUCGAAUCAACAACACACUGCAUCUAUGGGAAUUUUUAUUCGAGCUUCUUGAAGACGAGAGGUACACGGCGCUAAUAGCAUGGACAAGGAAAGACAAGGGCGAGUUCAAAAUCAAAAGACAAGAAGACGUGGCUAGAAAAUGGGGGAGGUUAAAGCAACGAACCAGCAUGAACUACGAUAAAUUGAGUCGAGCGCUGAGAUAUUACUAUCACAAAGGGAUUAUUAAAAAGGUGACUUCAAGAAUCUUUAUCAGAAAACAAUGUUCCUUAAAGUUCUUUUAACACCGAGAAUUUUCCUUAUCUAGAAGUCUUUUGAUUUUUUUCAAGUUUCCAACAAAAGUUCAACCUCGUCCCCAGGGCGCUUUUCCCUGGCUUAGGAAAGCCAGGGAAAAGCGCCCUGGGGACGAGGUUGUUUUACAAAGCAUUGAUAUCUCAAGGAGAAAUUUGAUGCUGAUCUCUCUUAGGGCUUAAGGGGUUAAGUUCACGUAGGGCUGGAAUAGUAGUGCCUAGAUUCCUUGAGUCCUUGAUAAGUGCCAAUCGACUCUCAAGUGUGAUGUCGAAUGUCAGUUUGUUAGCUUUGCUUAUUUCCCCCAGAGACUAUUUCAACGUUCGUUUAUUUUCAGGUUCCUGGCCAAAGACUUGCUUAUAAGUUCGACAAGCUGCCUUAUUCGUACAAACCAAUUAGGUAUAACUGGCCUUGGAACCCCCCCGGCGAAGAUGACGACAUCAAGCCAGAUAGGCAAGUCCUUGACACGUCCCCUGCUACUAAGGCAGCAAGUUGGCCCCUUUUUCUGGAAUGGAAUGAUCUGGAAAAGCACGUCAAACGAGAAAAGCUUGAUAUCGUCACAUCCCCAGCUUACAAGAAAACGUUUUGUCCAAUGACGCCGACAUGGGAAGUUGCUGAGGCAGACGGGGAAGUCAAACCUGUUAAACAGGUUCCAUCACCUCCUCUACACUUUACAGAGAAUACCCCCAAGGUGCCUUCACACGCAUUGUUUCGAGAAAAACAAGAUGACAAACUAGCUAGACAGAAAAAAAUUCCCCCGCUGGUUUCCAUAAAACCGCACUUACAUACAAUGCCAACGUGGAAGAAUGCUAAAAGAGACCAAAGCUUCAAACCAGUUGCUAAACAGGGCAAAAUACCACCUUUAAUUCCAGUUAAAACCCAUUCGCCGGCGUUACCUAGGAAUAGGGUGCCCAUUUCUCUGCAAUGCCAUCACAGAAAUCGUGAUUACGAAUUUAGUCACUUCGGUUAUCCUUCCCAGCAUCCUUCGCAAGGGGUAUGCCGCAGUCAGAUUAUUUUCCCGCCUUGCAGUUGUAGUUGCAUGAGAUCAAUGGCGUGUGGUAUGUACCUGGUUCCGGAUGUGCCACCGCAAGUGCCAGGAAAUGUUCUAAUGAGAUUUGCAUAG
Messenger RNA from Porites lobata, 1454 nucleotides. The record is from the annotation of a GenBank genome assembly. NCBI's taxonomy places the organism in Eukaryota, Metazoa, Cnidaria, Anthozoa, Scleractinia, Poritidae.